This is a messenger RNA of Schizophyllum commune H4-8, 1338 nucleotides long. RefSeq lists its product as uncharacterized. The record is from RefSeq and is a predicted model, not a curated record. Bases 69 to 1292 code for a protein of 407 amino acids. Gene Ontology annotation, cellular component: membrane. Lineage: Eukaryota; Fungi; Basidiomycota; Agaricomycetes; Agaricales; Schizophyllaceae. The transcript has 6 exons.
CCACCGUCCGUCGCGGGGCUGAGCCCGCUGGUGGGGCUAAUUCGUGUCCAAUUACUUCCCGGACACUCAUGCCUCAUCGGCCGCCCUCCCUGCCCCAUCUUGGAGGCGUCACCGCGGUUAUCCUCUUCGCCAUCGUUCUCGCUGCCUUCGUCGUUGAGAGCGAGCUCGCGCAAUAUGUGCAAACGACGCUGGAGUUUAGGCAGCCCUUCUUCAUCUUCUAUGUCGUCCAUUCGUCAUUCGCCAUCAGCUUCCCCUUACAUGUACUCUACCUCCGGACGACAACAAAGUACACCCUGAGCGGCCUGCUCAGCGGUCUCAAGUUGGCGAUCACCGACCAUCUAGCACCUAAAGGGGUACAACCCUAUACUGGCACUUCGUUCCCGUACCGCAAGUUCAUCACGCUUGUGUUAACCUUGACUCUGGGGAUGACCCUCCCUGGACUCCUAUGGUUCGCUGCAGUAUCUCUAGCUCCACUCAGCGACGUGACCGCUAUCUGGAACACGAACCCUUUCUUCGCCUACAUCCUCACCGUUAAGCUCUAUGGACUACGCUGGGAAUCUCGCAGACUCGUCGGCGUCGUCCUUGCGACAGCAGGCGUUAUGGUAGUCGUCUAUGGCGGCAUGAAGACGGAGGACGGCAGCGGAGUAACAGCGCGCUCGCCGCGUCCAUCGCGUGCCCUCGUUGGUGACGUCCUAACGCUGCUGGCCGCCUUAGUACAGGGGCUAUAUCAGGUCAUGUACAAGCGCUAUGCCGCUCUUCCCAAUGACCCGGAACUGCAGGAGGACGAAGACUACGAGCGCCUCUCCGAAGAGGACCCUGACACACGGUCCGAGACGAGCAGAAUUAUACCUGUGCCCGAUGACGAUAUCGUGCAUCCUCCGCCCUUCGGUUUGCACCCAACCUUCUUGACAUCCCUCGUUGGUCUCGCAACAGGCACUGUCCUAUGGAUCGCAUUCCCAAUCCUCGACUACCUAGACAUGGAGCCCUUCAAGCUACCUCCCAACUCGCGCGUUGCUUUCGGGAUUGCUGGUAUCGCUUUGAGUGGCGUCGUGUUCAACUCCGGCUUCAUGAUUUUGCUUGGAGUAUGGGGUCCCGUCAUCGCAAGCGUCGGAAGCUUGCUGACCAUAGUACUGGUCGUUAUUUCGGAUGCUCUCUGGGGAGCAGGUCUGGAAGCGUUGACUUUCUGGAGCAUCUGCGGGUCAACAAUCAUCGUUGCCGCCUUCGGGAUGCUCGCAUACGACGUAUACCAGAAGUCAUAUGCACCAAGCACGACUUCUCAUGUUCACGAUUAAUUUAAUGGCUACCAUGUCCUCUGCGUCCCUUGAACGUUCCAAUCGU